Geosmithia morbida is the source of this 861-nucleotide messenger RNA. RefSeq names its product cystinosin. The record is from RefSeq and is a predicted model, not a curated record. The transcript is spliced from 2 exons. The coding region runs from base 1 to 861 and encodes 286 amino acids. Gene Ontology annotation, biological process: L-cystine transport. NCBI's taxonomy places the organism in Eukaryota, Fungi, Ascomycota, Sordariomycetes, Hypocreales, Bionectriaceae. Gene Ontology annotation, molecular function: L-cystine transmembrane transporter activity. Gene Ontology annotation, cellular component: vacuolar membrane; fungal-type vacuole.
AUGGAAUUCCUCGUCGUGGUGUCGGCCAUCUUUGGCUGGGUGUAUUUCCUGCUAUGGAGCCUGUCAUUCUACCCCCAGGCCCUGCUCAACUGGCGACGACAAUCUACGUCUGGGACUACGGUUGAUUUUCCUCUUCUCAACAUUUUGGGCUUCACGGCAUACUACGCCUCCAACCAGGCCUUCCUGAGCUCGACAACCGUCCGGGACCAGUACGCGUCGCGACACUCCGGUCUGGAGCCCACGGUCCGCCUGAACGACGUGUGCUUCGCUCUUCACGGACUGAUCCUCAGCAUCGUCACGACGUCUCAGUACCUCCUCCCCAGGACGCUGUGGGGAUUCGAGCCCAGCGUCGGGUCCCGGCCGAGCAAGGUGGCCCUGGGCGUGUACGCGGGCAGCCUGGUCGGGGUGGCCGUCACGCUCCUGCUCGCCGCCGGGUCCGGGUCCGGCGCGGCCGACGACGACGACGGCGACGACGGCUGGCGCGCCCUCGACGUCGUCUACGCGGUGGGCUACGUCAAGGUGGUGGUCACCCUGGUCAAGUACACGCCCCAGGCGCUGCAGAACUGGCGCAACCGGAGCACCGUCGGCUGGAGCAUCGCGCAGAUCCUGCUCGACCUGGGCGGUGGGGUCCUCAGCCUCGCGCAGCUGGCCAUAGACAGCUACCUCGAGCGGGACUGGAGCGGCGUCACCGGUAACCCGGUCAAGUUUGCCCUGGGGAAUGCCAGCCUGCUGUACGACGGUAUCUUUGUCGUGCAGCACUACAUCUUGUAUAGGCAUGCUCGGGAGGAUAAGGGUGGUGGAGAAGAAGAAGAAGCAGAUGAAGGUGCCGAGGUGGACGAGGAGAGGAGAGCUCUCUUGUAG